UUGAAAGUUUUGAAUUAGCAAUUUGUUUCGUUCCAAUUUCAUUCAACAGUACAACAAAGUGAAGUUUAGUAAUCUUCAUUGUCAUUCACAUGCAUAAGAUUUAAAUCAGCGAAUAUGGCUGAUGACGAGAGUACGUUCAAAAAACCAACGUUUGAUCUGAAGGCGUUGAGCAAAACAAAAAAACAGGAUUUACCAGGGACAGUGCGCAAAGUCGAUAUUACCGCACCUUCAUCUUCAGGAGAGGAGAACGAUAAAGGCAAGGAGCAACAAUUGACCGGCGAAACGAGCGAGAUACCUCCAGUUCCAUAUAAAGAACCGAGCUGGUCUCGCAAGUGUGAAUCUUCCCUAAAUUACGGACUGGAAGUACUGAAAAAUGGUGUCAUAAUUGAAGAAGUGAAAAAUCUACAAAAUAAGGCAUAUUGGUUAUUUGGGCGGUUGCCAAACUGCGAUAUUAAUAUGGCCCAUCCGACGAUUUCGAGAUAUCACGCCAUAUUACAGUAUAAAAGCCCACCGGAAGAAACAAGUGAUGAUUCGGAGGAGGAAGUUCAAUCCAAACAUAUAACUAUCGAACCAGGAUGGUACUUGUACGAUCUCAACAGCACCCACGGAACUUAUCUUAAUAAGCAGCGUUUGACAUCGAACACCUAUGUAAGAGUUCGAGUGGGCUAUAUGAUUAAACUUGGUUCGAGUUCUCGAACCUACAUUUUGCAGGGCCCCUCUGAGGACACUGAUGAGCCAUCCGAGUUGACGAUCACAGAGAUGAAAGAGAUGCGACAGAAAAAGGAACAACUUCAGCGUGAAAUGGCGGAAAUCGAACGGCAGGAAGAAGAGCGGAUCGCAAAGCUAAAAGAGGAGGAAGGCAUCAAUUGGGGAAUGGCAGAAGACGCAGACGAGGAGACCGACUUGACACACAAUCCAUACGCAGCUUCUAACAAUGAAGAAUUGUUUUUAGAUGAUCCUAAGAAAACACUGCGUGGGUACUUUGAACGGGAGGGACACGAUUUGGAUUAUCGGUUGGAGGAACUGUCCGCCGGGACGUAUGUUUGUAAGGUAGAACUGCCGGUUGAUGAUGACUUUGGGAGGCCCAUUAUUGCGGAAGCCUCUCACAAAGGCAAAAAGAAGGAAGUGGUUGUGCAGUGUGCUUUGGAAGCAUGCAGGAUUUUGGACCGGUAUGGUUUACUGCGGCAGGCUACACAUGAACCACGUCGUCGGCACAAAAAAACGUCGGACUCGGAUGACGAUGAUUUUCUCGACCGAACCGGUGAUAUUGAACGGCGCCGACAAAGAAAGCAGACCAAAUCUUCAACGGAGGUGCACACGUACGAAGAUCUCAUUCGGCGUGAAUCAGAAUUGCUGGAAAGGUUGGAAGAGUUGGAAACAAAAAUUCAACGUCAUCAAAUGAUUGAAAAGGGCACUCGAUUGCCAGAAAACGAUGAAGACGUGGACGACUUUUUGACUAAGCUAUCCGAGGAUAAACCAUACGAUAAGUUUGAGAUUCGUCGCCUGCGAUUGGAAAAAGAUCGCCUCAUGAAGGAUCACGUCACACUGCAGAAACUUAUUAAAAUAGCUAAACCGUUAGAUCUGCCAAGUGUAAUUCAAAAGCCCGGCAGUUCAAAGGAUUCUAAGGAGCAGUUUAAGAAUAAAAUGAUGCCUCUAUUUGGCAAAAGAAGCAAACUGAGUAAAUCGUUUGGUAUUAAAAAAUCAGACAUUAAAGUUGGUGGUUCAACUAGCGCUCACGGCGAGGAAGUUGAAGAAGAGGACGGAGAACCACAGCAAAGGAUCGAAACUAAGGAGCAAAUCGAACCCAAGGAAAUCACUAAACGCGUCAUGGGCCCAUCGUUCAAUCCAGCUCUGUUAGAAGAGCACCGUAGAAAAACUGCAAACAGCGAUCAGCCAGUGUUGAAGCAGGAGAAGCCUUCACAGGAUACUAGGGCUUCGGUUCAUCCAGUAGUAGAUGAAUCGGUUGUAGUUGGGACCAGUAAGCGCAAAGCUGAACUAUCGGUAACGGAAACCGACGGUCUUGAAGCUUCUGGUGCGACUACUAACAAAAAGAAGCGCCAUCGUCAGCGAGAACGGGAACGUAACCGGGAUAAUGUUGAUAUUGACGACAGUGAGGAACUGCAAAGUGAGGAGAAAAAUGUCGAUUGGGUUCCACCGGAAAAUCAGAGCGGUGACGGAAUUACUCCACUUAAUGAAAAAUUUGGAUAUUAGUAUUCAAUAUCGUUCCAUGCUAUUGUGACUUUGGUUUAUGAAAGAAUCUUUCAUGGUCAA
Sabethes cyaneus is the source of this 2271-nucleotide messenger RNA. RefSeq names its product kanadaptin. Lineage: Eukaryota; Metazoa; Arthropoda; Insecta; Diptera; Culicidae. Bases 115 to 2211 code for a protein of 698 amino acids. Gene Ontology annotation, molecular function: mRNA binding; protein binding. The record is from RefSeq and is a predicted model, not a curated record. The transcript is spliced from 2 exons.